Symbiodinium pilosum is the source of this 3537-nucleotide messenger RNA. The record is from the annotation of a GenBank genome assembly. Lineage: Eukaryota; Dinophyceae; Suessiales; Symbiodiniaceae.
AUGGCCCCAUCAAGGGCCGGCCGACGCAAAAAGGAUUAUGACGUGGUCAUUCAAGGGCAGUCAGUGGAGAAGAUUUCUCUUGAGAUUGUCACCCAAAUAGCAGCCAAAGGGUUCUGCACAAUCGAUCCCAAAUUAGAUGAUGAGAUGUUACGUCUUGCCCGUGAGGACAUCAGCGACUUAGAUGCCCAGAGCACACUGAGACAACCGCCAGCAAUGGUCCACGAUGGCUUGCUUGGCGAAGAAGGCUCUUCAUUGAUUGCUGACUUUCUGCAGGAGGGCUUGACUGACGACAAGAAGAUUCAUCACCUGCAUGCGGUGGACAAGGCAAUGGCAGAGCUUGUGAACGUGCUACAGCUGUCUGUGAAUCAACUCGGCUGCGGCAUGUUGAGCCGAACGCAUUCCAUUCUGCACGAGACUGGUUUGGCGCCGGAGCAUGCGCCAGAGCCCACAGAGCACGAAGCCAGCUAUUGGUUGGGAGUUUUGGGUCAGAAGAAAUUGAUGGUUAUGCUCUGUUUGGGACCCGUCAGAGGGACUUUGGAGCUGCAGCCUUAUGAUGAAGAUGCUGAAGCACACGAAAUCCCCACAGUACCAGGAAGCUUUAUCAUUCUUCGAGCUGAUGGCAUGUGGCACCGGCACUGCGCGCACUCGAAAGCACAUAUUCUGAGCUGCUUCCUAGUUGGGCAGGAGGGUGGCAAACGGGCACAGGGGUCACCGAGUUGGGUGCCUCCGUGUGCACGGAGCUUGGAGCAGUGGACAGUGGAGCGAAUGAGAUAUUUGAAAGAGGUUCAGGCCAAGGCGCCAAGAGAGAAGCUCGACUUGCCUGCUGGCUGGCUGACAGCCAUGAACCACAUGUUUCAUACCGCUCAGCGCGUGGCCGUAAGAUCCAUUGCUGGCAGAUAUGCUAGCUCUUGGGAUGUGCAAGCCUGGUACAUGUCUCAGACCUCGGGUCCGGAUUUUGUUUCGGAAGUGCCGCUGACGAGAUGGGACGUAGACCUGUACUACGAUGCAGAUGUAGAAAGCUGGCGGACAAUGAAAACUCAUUCCAGACACGGAUCCUUCGUGGACGGGACAGAGUUUUUCGAUAACAAGUUCUUUGGUUUGUCGCCAAUGGAAGCAAAGGGGAUGGAUCCCCAUCAACGGGUUGUCCUCGAAGUGGGAUACGAGGCCCUGCAUGGGGCCGGAUACACCAAGGGCAAGAUGAUGAAUAAGAUCGGUGGCGUCUACCUUGGAAGCAGCAUGACUAUUUUCGGCAUGGUGUCAGAGGUCAGUGGAGCAACUGGUGCCGCUGCAAGUAUCAACUCAAAUCGCUUCAGCUUCUGCUUGGGCCUGAAGGGCCCGAGCAUGACCUGCGACACUGAUGGGUCAUCAUCGCUGACAGCAGUCCACCUUGGUGGUGAAGCAGUUCUUCAGAAGGGCCAUGGCGUGAGUAACGAGUUUUCCCUGUCCGGGGGAGUUGCUUUUCAACUGGGGCCAACAUGGUUGCCACAGAUGCAAGCAGCAGGGCUGCUUGCAGGCAUUGGCCGAUGCUUCACCUGGGAUGCGAGUGCGCAAGGAUACACGCUUGGUGAUGGCUGUGGCUUCGCGGUGCAGAAGCGAAUGGCUGACUGGGUGGAUGGAAAGCAAGUGUACAUCGAGGGUGAGCCCUUGGUCGGAAGCAUAUGCGGCAGCUCUUGUGGGAGCGUGGGUAUGGCCGCUGCCAUGCAUGCACCGCACGGGCCAUCUGAGCAGGAGAACGUUGCCCAAGCGCUACAGACCGCAAUGCUAGAUGCAGUCAACAUUGAUGCCGUGGAAUGCAACGGCCAGGGUGCGCUGCUGCGUGAUGCUGUGGAAGUGGACUCGUUGUUGCGAGUGCUGCGCGGUGACGACAUGCAGGCUCCUCUUUCCCUGACGGCGGUGAAGACUCGUCUUGGCUAUGCAACGGAGUGUGCCGGCAUCGUUGCGUUGCAUCGUUUGAUGCUGUCUGCCGUUUGGGGCGUCAUGGCACCAAACAAUCACUUGCAGCAACUGAAUCCUCAUUUGGAGUUCGAGAACAAGGCUGCGAUGCUCACAGAACCGCUCGAAACAGCACUGCGCAGCACCUACAUGGGCGUGUCGGCGCAUGGCUUUGGUGGAACGCAGGUCCAUGUCAUCUCGUAUGGCCACAAUGAGCAGAUAAGGACCGUCCCUCAACCCGAGCACAAUCGCAACGUCUUCAAUUUUUGGCCUGGUGGCGGAGGUGAGCUCGAAGAGGAGCAGCAGCCACUGCGCGGCUACUUCAUUGCAGGGACUUGGACGAAGUGGAGACCCAUCAAGAUGGAAAGUGAAGGCGAUGAGACUUAUGGGUACACACUGGUACUUGGAGAGAAUCGCUGGGAGGAGUUCCAGAUCCUUCUUGAUGGUGAUGAACGAAGGCGGCUUCAUCCAGCAUUGCCGCAAGCUUCAAAAGGUUUGGCUGUUCGUGGGCCAUCCGCGAAGGCCCGUGGCCUGAACUGGAGAAUAGAAGGCCGUGGUCGAUGGGUAGACGUGCCCACAGAUGCUGCUGAAGCAAUUGCGCUGGGCGAUUCCGAGAAGACUUCCCGAGCCAUUCUGGCUAUCAGCAAGAGCCUGGAUGAUGGGUUUCAACCAUCCGGCGAGCUUAAGUUGAUGGAAGUUGGCAGUGGUGAUGUUGGCAUGCCCGGCGACAAGUACCGUAUUCGACUGCGGAUCGCGGGGAAGUACCGAACUGUGCUGUGGGACAAGCUGCCCAAAGAAGACUACGAUGCAGCAGUAGACGCACCGGAAGGCGAUUACUACAUCGUUGGAAGCUGGAACGGCUGGUCCCCUGACCCUCUGUUCCUUCGAAAUGAGGUUUGGUCUGCCGAGGUUGAAUUGUCAAAGCCAGGGGGAGAGUUCCAGAUCCUGCGGAAUGAGGACUGGGGACAAAUGAUAGCCCCACAGCGAGAAAAAGCCACCCAUGAAGAUGCUGGUCAAGGACCGGAUCGCUGCGGCCGGUUUCGAGGUUGUGCCUGGUGUUUAGAUGGGCAACCUGGAGACGUUUUCCGGAUCUCGUUCAAGAGACAGCUAGUGAAGGACUCGUCAGGAAAGCUGGAAGACGUGAAGCACGUGUCUUGGGAGAAGGUGCGGGAGGCUAGCCCAUCAGGGACACUCGCCCUGAAACAUCCAAGUGCCCUCGGCGUUAUUGGAUCAUGGAAUGGAUUUGGCAGAAUCCACAAGAUGCACGUUGAGUCAAUGGGCGAUGAAGUUGCCUACGUCUUUUAUGUCGAGGUUGGCCAGACCGGUGCGGAAGGUUUUCAGUUCGUGAAUGAUUCCGAUUUCUCAAGAGUCAUCCAUCCUGACCGAUUAGUGGCGCAGCCAGGUGCGGCACACAGAACAAUCGUAUCUUCAUUUGGUCACAUCGACCAAGACAGAGUUUGGGCGGUCGGCUUAGAUGGUGGCUCCCAUGGGGACGUUUUCAAAGUUGACGUCGUGGCGGUCAGAGAUGCUGUUACACGUGUUACCUGGAGUGCAGUGGGCGAUGCUGCUAUACCGAAAGAUCGCGAGAUAUGCGGUCCUUUGUAG